Daphnia carinata is the source of this 975-nucleotide messenger RNA. It is a transcript of the gene Orc6, whose product is annotated as origin recognition complex subunit 6-like. Gene Ontology annotation, cellular component: nuclear origin of replication recognition complex. Gene Ontology annotation, biological process: DNA replication; DNA replication initiation. The transcript is spliced from 6 exons. The record is from RefSeq and is a predicted model, not a curated record. Lineage: Eukaryota; Metazoa; Arthropoda; Branchiopoda; Diplostraca; Daphniidae. Bases 134 to 853 code for a protein of 239 amino acids.
CUUCAGUCGCCAUUGUUAUUAUGGCGCCUGGCGCGCUGGCACGAAGUUGUCCUCGUGUCUUGUUACCAGUUGCAACCCGUUGUCUCCAGUGUCUUGGUUUUUCCAGUCUCUGGUUAAACUCUAAAAUAUAAUUAUGAUUCCAGAACUUGCAAAACGCCUUGGUGUUGCAUCGGAAAAGGCAAUUCGGAAAGCUGAAGAAUACGAAAGGUUGCUACGCCUUAAAACAGCAGCUUCAGGAUUUCAUGUAGGUGUUACACAAAUGGUAAUUUGCCUAGAUCUGGCAGUCUCUGAUGAAAACCAGGUCUUGGACAAGGAAUUAUCACUUAAGCUAUCAGGCUUGAAAAAGCCAGCAUAUAGUGCUACUAAGCAAACUAUAAAACAAGUUUUGUGUUUGAACAAAGAUAUAUCCAUCAAGGAUGUCUGUGUUCAACUUGGCUGUCCGGAAAUAGCCAGUGAUGCAAACAAUUUGUUCGCAAAAUACUGCAAACAGGCUUCUUGUGGUCAGGAACAAAACAUGGAUCAUCCUGGAUUCAAAGCAGCAGCUGUCAUGUCACUGAGCAAGUUGAAGAAAUUGAGACUGGAUCGAGUAAGACUGCAUGAACUGAGUGGUUUAAAGAAAUCAGUUUUUGAUAAACUUGUGCAUUCCAUGGUUGCACUAAAUAAAGAUAUGAAACAAGAAAUGGUUUCUAAACCAAAAGCUUCAAAGAGAACCCAUAACUUUGCAGAAGCCGUAGAAGCAAGGGCCACAGCAAUGGAUGAGGAAAACCGCAUGAGAGACGCCGAACAGCAAGUCCCAGAUAUCGACUUCGCGGAGUGGAAGCGUCGUAUGUUAGAGGAAGCAAAUAACGCGUAGUGAAUAACUACUUUUAAUUUUAUUUGUGAAGUCAACCAAUUGGUGUACAUUGCUCUUUCUCCUUGUAGGAUUUAUCUUCAUGUAGACGAUAUUUUUUUAAAAGGUAAAUAAAGAUUUUUUUU